AUGAAGCUCUCACUCCCGCGACUUGCGGCCCGGCAAGGCCUCGGAGAACCCUUAUCGCAUGGAUUUUCUCCUAUUAAAUCGUUCCACUCCUCCAUCCAAUGCUCAUCCACGCCAUACUCCCCGCAACACCACCUCCGGCGCUCCCAGCGACAUAUCAGCCAUGCCGCAGCUUCGCUCAAACAAGAAAGCCCAAAUAGCGAGCUCUCUCCCUCCCAAAAAUCUCACGGCACCGCUACAUCCCAAACCCCAAUUCAACCCUCCCCCGCCUCAUUAAUAUCAGAACAAGUCCGCCUCCUCAUGCGCCGCGUCCCCUACCCCGUCGCCAUCAUCACAUCCACCGAUCCAACCGGUCCCGCAGAUACCUCCUCCUUCCGUGGAAUGACCGUCUCCUCCUUUAACACAGUAACACUCACACCGGAGCCGGUAAUAUCAUUCAACGUCCGCCGGCCCUCAGAAACACUCAAUGCGCUACUAGCCUCGGGCCGGUUCCUCGUGCAUCUCCUCGCGCCGAGUCCCGCUACAGCAACUCUGGCGAGAGAUUUCUCCAAGGGCAACACCACCCUAGCGUCAAUGUUGAGUGGACAUGAGGAAUUUGAGUUCGGUGCUUUGAGUGCUGAGCAGAGCUCGGCUGGAGAAGACGAGAGGCCUCUUCCUAUUUUGAGGCGGCGGGGUUCAGACGAGGCUAAUCGGUUGGAUUUCCCGUUCGUGUUUGAGUGCAGGCUUCAUCCGCAGAAGAUUGACGUGCAUGAUCACUCGAUUGUGCUUGGUACGGUCUUGCGAGCCGUUGAGGGCUCCGGGAAUAUAAUCUCCGGCCAAAGCUGUGCAGGGGAUGAGCAUUCGCCGGAGCGCUUGUGUCUCACCUAUGCUAAUACUAAAUUCUGGAAGAUGGGUGGUGAGAUUUAA
Molecule: messenger RNA, 903 nt
Organism: Penicillium cataractarum
Lineage: Eukaryota; Fungi; Ascomycota; Eurotiomycetes; Eurotiales; Aspergillaceae
Product: flavin reductase family protein
Exons: 2
Coding region: 1-903 (300 amino acids)
Molecular function (GO): FMN binding; riboflavin reductase (NADPH) activity
Source: RefSeq, a predicted model, not a curated record